Messenger RNA from Scylla paramamosain (green mud crab), 3942 nucleotides. RefSeq names its product tropomyosin. Gene Ontology annotation, molecular function: actin filament binding. Gene Ontology annotation, cellular component: actin filament. Bases 273 to 1373 code for a protein of 366 amino acids. Gene Ontology annotation, biological process: muscle contraction; actin filament organization. The record is from RefSeq and is a predicted model, not a curated record. The transcript has 9 exons. Lineage: Eukaryota; Metazoa; Arthropoda; Malacostraca; Decapoda; Portunidae.
CCUCGUAGCGACGCCUCACCCCUCCUGCCAGCUCUCUUUUCAUCCCGCUUAGCUUCAGCCGUCCUGCAUCAUCUUUUUGCCGUCCUACGUGCUCCUCCUCGGGCGUGGGACAUGAUACAGAGCUGGUGGCGGCGUGCGGUGGUGUGCGGCGGCGGUCCUGGUGACAGUGUGGCGGUUUGAGCGUGGCGCGCUGAGUGUGGUAGAGUUGGCUGGGUGCCACUAGAGGGCUCCACCGCUCUGCUCCUCCACACAUUGUAAACAGUGGAGGAAACAUGGACCCUCCCUCCAGCGGUGUCACGAAUGUCGCUAAUCCGGAUCGUUCCUCGCGGCGGGACAGUGUCGGUAACGGCGCGAUGGCCAACGGCGUAGCGGGGUCCUCCUGCGACUCUGAGGACGCCGAGGAAGUGGAGGGCGGCGGCGGGGGCGGCGGUGUGAGGGCGGGAGUGAGUGUGCUAGCGGGUGUCGGGAGUGUUGGUAGUGUUGGCAGCCUUAACGUCGCAUCAGCUGACCCGGACAACAAGGAGGACUCGUCUGUGGCCUCCGCGGACGACGCUGACCAGGCUAAGGAACUCGAGGAGCUUGCCAAACUGAGAUGCCAGAGCGUGGCGACCGAGGUGGUGGCGGAGAGGUACAAGCGGCGGUGCUCAGACUACCCAGGCUUUGCUUUCGGCUCCUCAAUAUUCAGCUCCAACACCUUGAUGAAGUUCAGCAUCAUAAAAAACGAACUGCACAACAUCAUGAACGUGCAGUUGAAGAGGGCCGAGGGUGAGGUGGCCGCCCUGAACCGCCGCAUCCAGCUCCUCGAGGAGGACUUGGAGAGGUCCGAGGAGCGCCUCAACACCGCCACCACCAAGCUGGCCGAGGCGUCCCAGGCUGCCGACGAGUCCGAGCGUAUGCGUAAGGUGCUUGAGAACCGCUCCCUGUCCGAUGAAGAGCGCAUGGACGCCCUUGAGAACCAGCUGAAGGAGGCCCGAUUCCUGGCUGAGGAGGCCGAUAGAAAAUACGAUGAGGUCGCCCGUAAGCUGGCCAUGGUUGAGGCUGACUUGGAGAGGGCUGAGGAGCGCGCCGAGAGCGGAGAAUCGAAGAUCGUGGAGCUGGAGGAGGAGCUGAGGGUUGUGGGCAACAACCUGAAGUCUCUGGAGGUGUCUGAGGAGAAGGCUGCUCAGAGGGAGGAUAACUUUGAGGAGCAGAUCAAGGAACUGACUCACCGUAUGAGAGAGGCUGAGGCUCGUGCUGAGUUCGCUGAAAGGUCUGUGCAGAAGCUCCAGAAGGAGGUCGACAGGCUUGAAGACGAUCUAGUUGCUGAGAAAGAUAAGAGUAGGAUGCUUCAGGCUGACAUGGAGGCCACCCUACAGGACAUCCAGAAUAUGUAAACAUUGGCCAGGACCUGCUGAAGGAAGCCGGAAGUCUCAGACGAACUUGUCAUUCAGAAGGAGAAGUACAAGUCCAUUACCGACGAACUGGAUCAGACCUUCACCGAAAUGUCUGGCUAUUGAGCUCUCCAUCCUGACGAAUCUACUAAACUGCUACCACCACUACUACCACCACCACUUCUACUACUACUACUACUACUAGUCCAUAACUACUCUGCCCUUCCCUGCCACCACCUCCUCCAUGACUGCUGUCCUCCCCUCCGUCAUUCACUCCCCGACCCCUGAUAGUCGUCACCGGCCAGGAGGAAGCUCCGCGGCCAACCCAGUCUCCCCACCUUAAGCUCCCGGCCUCCGCUGUCUCCUAAACUAAAGCUCACCCUUGGCCCCCACAGUCCACCUGCCCCCACCCAUGCUGCUGGAGCCCCAGUGUUACCACCCCAGUCUUGAGGGGCGCUGGGGCAGGCCGUGGGCCGCCCCAGUGGCUGCAGCAGCAGUGCGGUGGGGCAGCAGGUGGAGGCAGGGCACGACCAACACCGCCGCCUGCCUCUUGUCCCCAGUAAUCCAGUCCAGCAGGCAAGGGGGGCCCGGCUGCCCCCCGCAAUAAUACUGCCAUUGUCGGUCUUCUGUAGCGCUCCCGUAACAACACUCGUCUCCUCGUAACGCCAGUCACAAUUUCUUAGGCUUCACUCGACCCAUUGUGGGCAGUGAUGAUGAUGUAGCAUGUACGGUUUUAUACUGACAACUUUCUUUUUAAAUCACAUCCAACGCUUCUUGUAAAUACGAGAGUGGGUAGGCGCCGAGCCCUCCACUCACACCACCCGCCCUGUGUCACUGUGGGCCCUGCUGGCAGCGGCUGAGGCGCUGCCUGGCGUGUGUGCCCAGGGCGCCGCGCUGGGAGGUGUCCCCGAGCCGCCGCCAGCAGGGAGACACAGGUGACAAUGAAGGCAGCGCUGUGAGUGGAUGCGUGGCAGCGGCGGGUCAGGGUGAGGGUGAGCGUGUUGCCACUAGUGCAGUGCAGCAGCAGCAGCAGCAGCAGCAGCAGUAGUUGUGUUAACCUUUGGGCCGUGCGGCAGACUCACACCUCAGCCCUGCCUCAGUGGCCUUCAGCUUCUGGGAACUAACUCUCUGGCCGUGUUAACUGACGUGUGUUUGUUAAUCUUUACUUUGCAGACGAACUGGUUAACGAAAAGGAGAAGUACAAGUCAAUUACCGACGAGCUGGACCAGACGUUCAGCGAACUGUCUGGCUACUAAACACUGUUGCUCUGCUCUUCCGCCACCUCUCUUCUUAUGCCCAGCUGGCCUGUUACCUUUUUUUUUUUCCACAAAGCUUAUAUAAUUGAGUUUAUAAGACUUCCUUUUACUUUUGUUUUUUGAGUUGCAUUUGACAUCCUGUUAAAUCGACAUCACCAAAUCAUUCGCAACGAUUGGUCAAGUCUGCCAUCCUGAUCAUUUCAAUCCUGAUACACACAAACUUGAUUUUUCAAUUCUUAAAAAUUUGCCUUAAGUUGUUCAUGUGUUGUUUCAUGAGUCAUGAUGCAAACAUGCCAGAGUAUUUAUUAUUGCCACUCUACGUUCGUCGUGAGCGUCUGCACGAUGCUGCGGCGGCGGCGGCGGCGGCAGCCCCGUGCUGUAAACUUCUCACCGUCUGUUACAGAUGAACUUGUUAAUGAGAAAGAGAAAUAUAAGAACAUUGCCGAUGAGAUGGACCAGGCGUUCUCAGAAUUGUCAGGAUUCUAAGUGUGGCAAACAGCUGGUGGGCGCCCACACGGUGCUUGGAUGGGCGUGGGUCACCGCGGGUGUGUGUGCGGGGUAGCCCAGGCCACACUGCCCACACCCGCGGCUCCCCACGUCCCAGCGGACUGACUUGACUGACGGCCCAGACGCGCCCCACCACACCACCACCACCACCGUCACCUUUACAACACAACACCUCCUGGCCACCAUCGUCCGCCUGAGUGGGCCGGGUCCUGGAGCAGCGGCCUCAGCGGGUCCGGCUGCCGGGCCCCUGGCGCUGCGCCGCCGCUGGGCCACCACCACCACCACCGCCGGCGGGGGGCUCCGGGGUCUGGCCCGCGUUUAGAUGUUAUUGUAUGUAAGGGUGCAAAGGUUCACCUCCAGUUGCAAUCAGUCCUUAUGCGUUAUGCAUUUACUAUAUGAAUUAUUAGUAAUAUAUAAGUUAAUAUUAUUCAUCAUUUAAAAAAAAUCUGGAUCUUAUACUUACAGAAUGAUUGUACACUGUUUAACGUGUAAUAAAUUUUGUAAACAAAGAGAGUCAUAUCUAUGUCCCACGUGAAGUGGAGAUGAAAGUGAAGAGCUCUCUCUCUUUUUUCAUGUAUUUAUUGUGGUAAGAAAGCUUAAAACUAAAAACUUAAAAAAAUUAGGUUGUCCACUAGUUGUACUGUGCUGUUCCUGGUCACCGCUUGGCUGCCACACUGAGCCUCGCUCCUCACCAGCGACGCAAUGUACAUCUUGCGUACAAUAAAGUUUGUCCUUCCUCUCCACCACGAUUGUAAUGUCAGUUGUCUGCCAUACUGGGAUCUGACUGAAAUACACUAUACUCGAGUGCA